UCCAACGCAUUCCAGUCUUUACUUGGACUCAUACAGAGACGUUUCAAGUCGAGAGGUAACACCUACCAACCCUCCACCUUGAAGAGAAAGAGAACUUUUGGUUUUUUGGCCAGAUUGAGAUCCAAGAAUGGGAGAAAGAUUUUGUCAAGAAGAAAGGCCAAGGGGAGAUGGUAUUUGACCCAUUAG
Molecule: messenger RNA, 186 nt
Organism: Suhomyces tanzawaensis NRRL Y-17324
Lineage: Eukaryota; Fungi; Ascomycota; Pichiomycetes; Serinales; Debaryomycetaceae
Product: mitochondrial 54S ribosomal protein bL34m
Exons: 1
Biological process (GO): translation
Cellular component (GO): ribosome; mitochondrial large ribosomal subunit
Molecular function (GO): structural constituent of ribosome
Source: RefSeq, a predicted model, not a curated record